This is a messenger RNA of Mugil cephalus (flathead mullet), 3514 nucleotides long. It is a transcript of the gene lzts1, whose product is annotated as leucine zipper, putative tumor suppressor 1. Lineage: Eukaryota; Metazoa; Chordata; Actinopteri; Mugiliformes; Mugilidae. Gene Ontology annotation, cellular component: dendritic spine. Gene Ontology annotation, biological process: regulation of dendrite morphogenesis; regulation of synaptic plasticity. The transcript has 9 exons. Bases 898 to 2868 code for a protein of 656 amino acids. The record is from RefSeq and is a predicted model, not a curated record.
GGGAGUAUGCGUCUGUGGGUGUAGCUCUGAACAAACAGCAUGCGAGCAAAAUUGUGGUAAAUCGCUCUAAAACUGAGGCUCUCCAGCCCUCUUAUUGUAAGUACUAGUCAUUUAUUUAACACUCAAAUAUGGUCCUGGGCUGUUUGGGGAGAAUACAUCAACUGGCACACGAGAGUCCACACAAAGAAGGCACACUUCAACAGACAAAGAGUGAAAAGAUAGUGGGUGAGCGCCUUUUUUUUUUUUUUUUAUCCUUCAGAUGAAGAGUUGUUUGUUCAGGGUGGGUGCAGGGCACCAAGUGGGACGGACGGACGGAGGGAGGCAGUGAUAAAGGAAGGGAGAGUGGGUAAAAUGAAUGGUUAUUACACAGUUAGUCGAUGCACAAAUGUGGGGUGUCUGAGGGUGAUUGUGCAGAGAGGAGGGGGGUGCAUGGGCGGGGGUGUAAAAGAUCUUUUGUGAAGGCCGGGAGUUAAUCACUUGAGCGGCACACGCCAGUUCUAUGGGAGCACAUGUUGUACACCGGCUCCCCUGAGAGGAGAGGGAGGUCCCAAAACACACACACACAUUUACAUGUCAGUUAUGAUGCAAAGCCGGGUACAGGCCGGCUAGAAAAGCAGGAAGACCCACCCCCUCAACAGAACAGUUAGAAGACCCGGCACAAGUGAUCAUCCUUGCAUUUGCUCCUUUUUCUUUCGUACACACAGACAUGCACGUCUGCCUGUUUGUUUUCAUCAGGACUGGAUAGAUCACUCUACAGGGGCCUUGCUAGAGAAGGAUGCUUAGUUUGAACUGGCAAUGAAGCCGCUGGCAGAACUUCUCUGGGGUCAUGAGACGUGUCUCCUUCUCACUUCUAUGUAACGCGAUCACCUGGACCUUAGCCCCAUUCCGCCCUCACCUAUGCAUGCAGAGAUCAUGGGUAGUGUCAGCAGCCUCAUUAAUGGCAACAGCCUCAACAGCAAACACUGUAAGGCAUCCGAGUAUAUGUUAAAAGAUAGAACAAGCCACCAUAGGAAAAGUGGAGGUUGCAGCCUUGAUGGGUUACUGAAGUGCGGCUUCACUCAGGGGUCCUCAUCCUCCACUCAUCCCUCUAAAGGCCUUUCCCACUCCCGCUCAGGAAGAAGUGAAGACUUUUUUUACAUCAAGGUGAGUCAUAAACCAAGGGCAGCAUACCACAGAGAAAGAUCAAUGGAGGACUGGGUGAACAGAGACGGGGAAUCAGAUGGCCAGCUGCAACCUAAACUGCUAUUUAAGUCGGGGAAAACGAUGGAAAGGACCACUGCUGAGAAGUCAUUGGUCCGUUCCACUGCAUUCAAGCCCGUGAAUCCCAUGAGGGUUUCCUCCGCAGAGACAAGCCACAACAGCCUGGAUCGCAUCCUCUAUCCUCUGAAGAAAACCAGCAGUCCAAAUAUAAGGCACAAGCAAGACACAACAGGGACUCUUUCUGACUCUGGACGUAACUCUAUGUCAAGCAUACCGACCCACAGCACCAGUGGCAGCCUAAGUGCUUCCAUGGGCCCUGUCAGUCACAGCGAUGGCAGCUCAGCUCUCGCAAAUAGCCUCAGCAAGAAAGAACAACCCAAUAUACCUCCAUGGGUCAAUAGGAACAGCGCAAACCUUGACUGUGGUUACACGGCUGGUUUAAACAGCAGUGGGUUGCCAUCUAAGGCUAAUGGGGAUGCUGGCUCUCCAGCUCCAUCUCUCUGUGCACAUGAGCCGAGCCCCCUCUCCGAAACUACAGGUGGGAUUCGGUCCCCCAUUACUACAGAUGAGUCACUGAUUGAACGCUUGGAACAAAGGCUGCUGGAGAGAGAAUCUGAACUGCAGGAGCUACAGGUGAGUUUUGAGGAGAAGGAGGAGGACACGUGUCAGCUGUUUGAGGAAAGACAAAGGUACUGCUCUGAAGAGAUGGAAGGGUUGAAGCAACGAUGCUCCACGAAGCUACGGCAAGUGUCCCAAAUGGCAGCAAAAACACAUCAAGCACUUCAGCUGCAGGUCAGCCAGCUCCAGGCAGAGAAGGAAAGACUUCAGGAGGAUGUCUCCAGACUGACCCGAGAGAAGGAUCUUUUCGAGCUCAGGCUGAGGUCUUAUGAGACAGAGAGCACACAGCUCGCGCCGACACUCGAGGAAACUCAGUGGGAGGUCUGCCAGAAGACUGGAGAGAUCUCUUUGUUGAAGCAGCAACUUCGAGAUUGCCAAGCAGAUGUCAGCCACAAGCUAAAUGAGAUUGUAAGCCUCAGGGUGUCACUAAAGGAAAACACAGCAAAGAUGGAGAUGCUUGAAAAGCAGAACAGAGACCACGAGGACAAAGUCCGCUCUUGCACUAUAGAAGUUGAGGUGUGCCAAAACGAACUCCAGCGCAAGAAGAACGAGGCAGACUUUCUGAGAGACAAAGUGGGCAAACUGGAGAAAGAUAUUCAGGGAAUGAAACAGGAUCUGGCCGUGGCCAAAGAGCAGAGGCUGCAGCACAGUAUUCAACUUGAGGCCCAGACUCAGGCCGUCGAAGGGCUGAUCCAGGGUUCAGACUCCGCCGAGCAAGGCCAGGGGGAGGAGAACAAGGCACACAGCUCCCUCCAAAGACAAGUGGAGCGACUGAAGGAGCAGCUCAGGGAGGAGAAGACGGCUCAAGAGCGACUGGCCAGCAACUUUGAGCAGGAGAGGCGGACGUGGAACAAGGAGAAGGACCGGGUCAUCAAGUACCAGAAGCAGCUCCAGAUCAACUACCUGCAGAUGCACAAGAAGAACCAGGACCUGGAGAGGAUCCUAAAAGAGCUGACGGCUGAACUGGAGAGUCGAACAGAGUUAGGCAUGGACAUCCCCUACUCCUCAGGGUUACAGACGUAUGACGACGUUAUUGCCACAGAGAUUUGAAGAGUGCACACACUGGCAUGCUUUCAGGAAAGUGGAUGCUGAAUCUUGACUGUUGUUUCACUGGAUAAUUAUCUGUCUACAUGCAGUAUCACAACAAGUGGAGCUCCUUCACUGUUAAUUAGUGUUUUACACAAGCUUGAAUAGGAUGUGUAUAAUUUAGGAUUUUGUGUCCAGGCCACAAAAAACAAACAAUAAUUUUAACAUGUCUUUGGUGAUGACACUGUUACUUGUUUAAAAGUAAAUAUUAUUUAAUGUUCAAUUUUUUUUUUUUCAUUUACCUGUCGAACAGGAUCACUUAAUGUUUAAAGAAAUCAUACUCAUUUUUAUUUUUUUUUUUUGGUUUAAAAUGUAUUUAUUAGUUGAUACUUGAUACAGGCUAGACAACAGCUGAUUUAUUCAUUCUUGAUUAAUCACCGACACACGAUAAGCAUGAUAGUUGCUUAACAGCUGUCUCUUCCAGCAUGGCGAAAUGACAGUGAUAUAUCAUCUAUUGUGACUGCAGGUUCCUACGCCCUAAUAUCCUUGGCCUUGUUCAUCCAUGUCACUGUACGCUCCCACACUGUCCAUCUCAUGUGAAUACUUUCUAUAGCCACGCCGAUGUAAAACUUAAUUUAAUUUUAAUAUUUAAUGAAAAUAUGUGAAUCAA